Messenger RNA from Petromyzon marinus (sea lamprey), 2387 nucleotides. RefSeq names its product acetyl-CoA acyltransferase 1 (gene ACAA1). The record is from RefSeq and is a predicted model, not a curated record. Gene Ontology annotation, cellular component: peroxisome. Gene Ontology annotation, molecular function: acetyl-CoA C-acyltransferase activity. Lineage: Eukaryota; Metazoa; Chordata; Hyperoartia; Petromyzontiformes; Petromyzontidae. Gene Ontology annotation, biological process: phenylacetate catabolic process; fatty acid beta-oxidation.
GUGUGGUGUCGGUGUUGGUGUACACGUGAGUCGGUGUUGGUGUACACGUGAGUCUGUGUUGGUGUACACGUGAGUCUGUGUUGGUGUACACGUGUGUGAGUUUGUGUUGGUGUUCACGUGAGUCUCUGUGGUGUCUACGUGUGUGUGGUGUACACGUGUGUGCAAUUGUGUACACGCUUGUGUGUGUAUAUUUGUCUCCGUGUUGAGAACAAGCCGGCGUUCUUCGACGACAUGAACCGGGCAGCGGUGAUUUUGCAGCACCUGGCGCCGCGGGGCGGUGGUGCCACCCCUCGCUCCGUUUCGUCAGCUGGCGCAAGAGUGGUCCCUUUUGUGCCGCAGACGGACGAUGACAUUGUGGUGGUGCACGGCGUGCGCACGCCCUUUGGCAGAGCAAAGCGCGGGGUCUUUAAGGACACAAUGGUUGAUGAGCUUCUGAUAGCCGUUAUGACAGGCCUGCUCAAGGCCACCAAACUCCAGCCAAGCCAACUCGGGGACAUCUGUGUGGGGAACGUGCUGCAGCCGGGAGCAGGUGCCGUCAUUGCCAGGAUUGCGCAGUUUCUCAGCGGUAUUCCGGAGACCGUCCCCGUUUACUGUGUGAACAGGCAGUGCUCGUCUGGACUGCAAGCCUUCAUUAACAUCGCCGGUGGAAUACGCAAUGGAUCCUAUGACAUUGGCAUGGCGUGCGGCGUGGAGCUCAUGUCUCGCGGUUCGCCUGGGGACCCAAAGAAUGUCGGGGACGUGAGCUCGCGAAUGAUGGACGAUGACAAGGCGCGGGACUGCCUCAUCCCCAUGGGGGUAACAUCUGAGAACGUGGCAGAGCGGUACGGCAUCACCAGGGAGGUGCAGGACGCCCUGGCUGUCGCCUCGCACCAAAAGGCGGCACGAGCCACCAAGCUGGGCCUAUUCCAGGAGGAGAUCGUGCCCGUGACCACAGUGGUGCUCUUGGGCGACGAGGAGAAAACCAUCACCGUUACCCAGGAUGAGGGCAUCCGCCCGGACACCAGCAUGGAGGGCCUGGCGCGGCUGCGGCCGGUCUUCAAGGAGAAUGGCACCACCACCGCAGGAAACUCAAGUCAGGUGAGCGAUGGCGCCGCAGCGGUGCUGGUGGCACGGCGGAGAGCAGCACGGGAGCUGGGGCUGCCUGUGCUGGGGGUGCUGCGGAGCUACGCCGUGGUGGGGGUGCCACCCGACGUCAUGGGCAUCGGCCCCGCGCUCGCCAUCCCGGCCGCCCUGAGCCAGGCUGGUUUGACAAUCGAUGACGUUGAUGUGUUUGAAAUCAAUGAAGCCUUCGCCAGUCAGGCGGCGUACUGUGUGAAGCGCCUGGGCAUCCCCGCUGAGAAGCUGAACCCCAAUGGAGGUGCCAUCGCUCUGGGCCACCCAUUGGGCUGCACGGGCACGCGGCAGAUCAUCACCCUCCUGCACGAGCUGAGACGCCGUGGCCGCAGGGCAUAUGGCGUAGUCUCAAUGUGCAUUGGAACUGGCAUGGGAGCUGCUGCAGUGUUUGAGUUUCCAGGAAACUGAGGGAAACUGAGCACAUAACACACGUGAUUUCCACUUUUGGAAUACUCUAAUCAUUAACUUUAUAUCUCUAUACUAUACUAGAUUGCCUUAAGUUUAACACAAAAAAUAUGAAAUUCUCCUUGAUUGUACAUCUCAUUUAAUCAUGAAGUUUCAUUGAAAAAAAUAUGAUUUAAAUUUUCUCAUGUAUGUACACCUUCCCAAAGUUCGAUUUAAAAUACUGUAUUGAAAGAUCUAUAAACAUUUAAAAAACGUUUCAUUUGUUUUGUUUAUUGCAGCAAUAGUAUUACACUCACCAUAUUCAAAAUCCUUAAAACAAUAUAUAUAUAACAUUUGGACACAGGUUGGUGCAGUGCAAUUAUUGUAGCUGGACUGAUGUUUCUUUAUCAAGGAAAAAAAAAGCAGAGGUUGGCAGAAUUAAAAUAAGAGUGAAGGUCUUCAAGUGUCCAAGGUGAAAUGGCAGGGUUUGAGCAGGAACGCUGGUCUCAGCUGUCGAUGGCAAUGACAUUGUCGUAGACUCGCACGACAUCGGGCAAACUCUCCAUGAGGUGCACGAGGUGUGCUGCCACAUCCAUCUCCUCGCUCUUCAACUCCACAGUCCGCACCGGUAUGAACUCCAGCGCCGAGGAGAGCGGAGUAAAGCCAAGGGACAUCAGGCGUUCACGUACCUCGCGCAGUGACUGCACUGCGCAUACGAACUGAGUCCCACAAGCACAGUAUAAAUGCGCAUCGUUGGCAAAAACAAUGCUGAGAUUUUGACAUGUCUGUGCUGCUAAUUAUGCAAAAGCAACAGAAGAUUUAUACUGUUUUGCUCUGGGCGUUUUGAGUACUAACCCAUUGGCAUAUAAACAAUAUAUAUAAAAGGGAAA